AUGCUUGACAGGGAAUUAAAUGCUAAGAUAUCAGACUUUGGAUUAGCUGAGCUCAAAGAUGAUAAGAACACCCACAUUAGCGCUAGAGUUGCUGGAACUACUGGUUAUAUGGCUCAAGAAUAUGAGUUAUGGGGAUACCUAACUGAAAAGGCAGAUAUUUAUAGCUUUGAGGUGGUUGCUUUGGAGAUUGUCAGUGGCAAAAGCAACGCCAGUUACCGGGCACAAAAUGAAAAAGAACAAGUUGAAGGAUCUAAGGAAGACCAGUCAACUGAGAAUGGAGGCACCCAAACAGGAGAGCACAAAAACGCGUUUUUAGAUAUAUUUUCAGUCAAAAGUCAAAACCCCAAAUGUCUUAAAACAACAGCGACAACAACAACAACAAAAACUCUUCGGCAACUACAAAGUCCAAACUUGCCCCACCACCAUUACAACUCAACAUUAACUAAACUAAACUCAAAGCACUUUUGUUUUUGUUUUUUUAAUAAUAUCAUUACAUAUAUACUUGAAACUAUUCCUCUCCUUGAUGAACUAAUAAAACAAGAAUCUUUAGCUGCUGCUUCCUCUUCUUCUUCUAUGGAAGAUCAAAUUGUUACUACUCUCUGCAACUCAAUCCAAGCUCUGGGUCGUGGCUUUGAUGUUACAUGUGAUAUUAGGCUUCUUUACUGCAAGGGGACUCCUGGGUCCAGGCUUGUUUUCUUAGAUGAAGAUCAUGCGAGAGAUCUUUUUCUAUCUGAUUCUGUUGUGGUGCCACGUGUGUCUGUUGAUAUUGAUUAUUCUAGAGGCAAGAGGGGCAUUGAGAGACUUCCUGUUUGUAGUUUUCAUGAGAUGGCAGGAUACUUCAAUGAAAAAUCUGGGAUAUUAGGACACAUUCCGCUUGGAAGCUUUAAUGCCAUGUUCAAUUUCACCGGUUCUUGGCAAGUGGAUGCAGCAGCUACAAAAUCCCUUGCAAUGGUUGGAAAAUUCAUUCCCCUUUAUAAAGUUAAGUUAGCAAGGCUAAAUUUAGUUCUUUGUGAAGAAAUCAGGCGUGCUGUUCCUUAUUCUUGGGAUCCUUCUUCCUUGGCAAGCUUUAUUGAGAACUACGGUACCCAUAUUGUAACAUCUGUAACAAUUGGUGGAAGAGAUGUAGUUUAUAUCAGGCAGCACCAGUCAUCGCCUUUGUCAGUGAUGGAUAUUGAAGACUAUGUGAAAGAAAUUGGGGAUCAGAGGUUUCUGGACUCAAAUAGCCACUUAAAUGUUGGCCCCUUAAAAUACAAGGAUAAGGAUGUUACAGUCAUUUUUAGGAGGAGAGGAGGUGAUGAUCUGGAGCAGAGUCAUGCCAAAUGGGCUGAGACUGUACAAUUGGCACCUGAUGUGAUUAACAUGACAUUUACACCCAUCGUUUCUUUGCUUGAAGGAGUUCCUGGUAUAAAGCAUUUGGCCCGUGCAAUUGAUUUAUACUUGGAGUACAAACCACCAAUUGAGGAUUUACAGUAUUUCUUGGAUUUUCAAAUUGCUCGAUUUUGGGCUCCUGAACAUAGUAACAUUCAAAGGAAGGAGCCUGUGUGUCCUUCCCUCCAAUUCAGCUUAAUGGGUCCUAAGCUUUAUAUCAGCCCAGAUCAGGUAACAGUUGGCCGUAAGCCAGUUACAGGACUUAAACUUGGCCUAGAGGGCAGCAAGCAAAACAGACUUGAAAUCCAUUUGCAGCAUCUAGUGUCUCUUCCAAAAAUCCUUCAACCCCAUUGGGAUGCCCACGUGGCUAUAGGUGCACCAAAGUGGCAAGGUCCUGAGGAGCAAGACAGCCGCUGGUUUGAGCCCAUUAAGUGGAAGAAUUUCUCCCAUGUAAGCACUGCACCAAUAGAGUUUACCGAGACUUGCAUUGGAGACCUCUCUGGUGUUCACAUUGUCACAGGGGCUCAGCUUGGUGUUUGGGAUUUUGGUGCCAAAAAUGUAUUAUACCUCAAGCUCCUCUUCUGCAAAGUACCCGGAUGUACAAUAAGGCGUUCUGUAUGGGAUCACAGCCCCUCCAUCCCUCCGAAUGUGCAGAAGCCUGGUAGCGCCUCUUCAUCAAUUUCAAAUGAAAGAACCUCUGAUGAUAAGAAGGAAGAUAGUUCAGCCCACCUUGGUAAACUGGCGAAAAUUGUGGACUUGACUGAAAUGUCAAAGGGACCCCAAGAUUUACCAGGUCAUUGGCUGGUUACAGGAGCGAAGCUUGGAGUGGACAAGGGAAAGAUUGUGCUGCGUGUAAAGUACUCCUUACUGAAUUAUUGAUUGAUUAUUUCUAUUUUUGUAGGGUUACCCACCUCUUUCCACCUUCAACCAUAGUCACAAUUCUUUGCACAGGCGAUCCAGUUCUUUCUGUACAUUAUGUUCUUUGUUAUCCCCUGGCCCCUUAGUUGAUAGUUACAUCAUUGAUUGUCUAAAGGUGUUGUCCUCUGGAUUUUUUUAUUUUAGGUUUGUCUAGUGGAUGAAUAUUUUUAAGCAUGUUAAAUUUAUAGAUAAUUCUUUUCCCAGGUGAAGAUUACAACUGAGGUUAUCUUCCAAUUGAUGAGCUUGUAUUGUCUGUGGAGAUAUUUUUGUUGAGAUUUGUUUCCAGAUUCUUUACUUGUAUCAUUCUUUCAGUACGAAAUUUAUGUUAUGAGAUGA
Molecule: messenger RNA, 2622 nt
Organism: Pistacia vera
Lineage: Eukaryota; Viridiplantae; Streptophyta; Magnoliopsida; Sapindales; Anacardiaceae
Product: MACPF domain-containing protein CAD1-like
Exons: 8
Coding region: 1-2247 (748 amino acids)
Biological process (GO): plant-type hypersensitive response; protein phosphorylation; regulation of salicylic acid mediated signaling pathway
Cellular component (GO): plasma membrane
Molecular function (GO): ATP binding; protein kinase activity
Source: RefSeq, a predicted model, not a curated record